Plenodomus lingam JN3 is the source of this 2628-nucleotide messenger RNA. RefSeq lists its product as uncharacterized. The record is from RefSeq and is a predicted model, not a curated record. Gene Ontology annotation, molecular function: microtubule minus-end binding; gamma-tubulin binding. Gene Ontology annotation, biological process: spindle assembly; microtubule nucleation; cytoplasmic microtubule organization. Gene Ontology annotation, cellular component: gamma-tubulin complex; mitotic spindle pole body; centrosome. NCBI's taxonomy places the organism in Eukaryota, Fungi, Ascomycota, Dothideomycetes, Pleosporales, Leptosphaeriaceae.
AUGUCGCACAAUGCAAAGUUUAGUAGCCUCACAGAUGAGCUGAUACAGUCGAUACUGAAGUUUGACCCGGCAAGCAACAGACAAGCCUACAAACACGCAAAAGACAUCGCGUCACGUGGACUACGGGGGCAUCAGUAUGCACGCACAAAUCAGUUUGAAGUCACAGCUCGUUUCGCAGGCUUAGACGAGAAGUUUCGAAUAAGGAGCCGCGAUGAUUUGGCUGACGCUCUGCAGACGCGACUCCAGAAGCUGGAGGGGCUGACAAGCAAAUUUAAGCCGGACUACCUAUCUUUACUGCUCCUGCUGGCUGAUAGACCACUCGAAAACACCCAAGUCGAGGCUUUGGAGCUACUGAGACCACCUAGCCCCCCACCAGUUCUCACGUGGUCUGAGAUCUUGGAGGCAGAUCCCUAUAGUGACGAGGAAAUUUGGAAGGAUAUUGACGAUGCAGACGACUCAUCGGCCGAUGAGAAGACGCCUAAUAGGCGCGAAAAAACCCCAUCCACUCCUGCGACGAGCGUGGAUGAGGAUGACACGUACGAUCCAGAAGCAUGUAUCAUCGCAGACAAACAUGAGUUUGUCACCGAGCUUAGGAAUCUUCAAUUUUGGAAUAACACAGCCAAUGAAGACGGCGUGAAGAACGAUAUUACCGAACUCCAGAUAAUUAGAGAGACAUUGUUCAUGCUUGCAGGUCUUCGGACAAGUCUCUAUCAAACUGAUGCACAUCAUCACAACAUCCGCAUCAAUACCACUUAUGUUCUUAGCCAUGCCAUGCCCGCUACCACAGAACACCUUUUGUCUCAGUUCACUGAAAUUGGCAAAAAAAUCCUUGGAAUGCGAAAGUGGACAGAGAAGCCGUCGGUGACGCCAUUGAAUCAGACCUUCGAAUCGGCUGUUCGCAAGCGACUCUUGAUCUACGAAAAGGCACUUUCACAACUCCAGCAACGCUAUCUGUUACCCGACAAGCCCAUCUCAGUCAGCUUACUAGAAUUACAUGACGAGAUCCGAUCGAUGUCAACACCAAUCCUCUGUCUUGCACAGAUCGUAUCAGACGUCGAACCGCGCCUGUUAGUCAACCCGUUUAGUCAUCUCGAAGCGUUGUUCGACUAUACCACAUUGGCUCAAGUGAUGCUUGAAAGAGAUGUAUUCAACUACAUGUCUGAAAUUUUCUUCGAAUGCUUGCAGACAUAUCUAAAGCCAAUUAGGCGAUGGAUGGAGGAUGGCGAACUCGGUGUCGAUGACGAAACGUUCUUUGUAUUCGCAAACGACAACAACAGCGAUCCCGCCUCCCUCUGGCAUGACCGAUACAUGCUUCGCCACGACGGACAAGACAAACUUCGAUCGCCCACCUUCCUCCAGCCGGCUGCUAAAAAAAUCUUCAACACCGGCAAGAGUGUCGUCUUCCUUCAGAAGCUUGGCAUACAGGAAACACAUGCGCAAAACUUUAAUAACGAACCACUCUUAGAUCAUCGUACUGUGUGUGGUACCUCGACCGAUGUACCACUUUCACCCUUUCCCGAACUCUUUCAGGCUGCAUUUGAGAAAUGGAUCCGCAGUAAAUAUUCUGUCGCAUCCAACAUCUUGCGCCAACAUAUUUUCGAAGCCGGCGCUCUUAUGCGCACAAUGGUCAACUUCGAGUUUUUGUACUUCGGUAGGGACGGAUCAAUUUUCGAAGACUUCGCCAAUGCAGUGUUUGGGCGCAUGGACGCGGGACGACGGGGAUGGAACGAUCGCUAUGUAUUGACUGGGUUGGCAAGAGGAACAUUUAGCACCGUCAUGCCUACUACGGAUGUCGAAAGAGUUGUCGUGAGAUCAUCAAAGAUCAAAGAGCGAAGCUGCUCUGUCAAAGCACUGGCCGCGAUCUCUAUUGAUUUUGCUCUGCCAUGGUCGAUACAAAAUAUUAUACAGCGGUCUUCUAUUCCCAUCUACCAACAACUCUUCACCUUUAUACUUCAAAUAUAUCGUGUUCAGUACGUGCUUCGCCGCGCGCGUCCCACUCGCCUACAAAUGCUCAACCGUACCCGGUCGCCCCUUGCAUGCAAAAUGCAUCACCGCUUGAUUUGGUUCACGGACAUCCUUCGCUCUUACCUCGCUGAAACCGUCAUCUUCUUCACCAGACGCGACAUGAAUACCGCCAUGGACAAAUCAGAAGACAUCGACGAGAUGUCACAGAUCCAUAUCAUCUUCGUUGCUAGAUUGCAGGAGCGUGCGUUGCUGUCAAAGGCAGUGAAGGCUAUACAUAAAGCAGUGAUGGACACGUUGGAACUAGGCAUGCUUUUUGCAUCAGCUGUUAAGGAAGAUAUUACGACAGACAAGACUGAUGCCAAGACGAAAGGCAAACCCCGAAAGCUUGAACGGCGGAAGAGUGCGAUUCCUAUUCGCCUCGUAGAAGAUGACUCGGAUUCGGAUGCUGGUAAAGACGGGGACGAACUAGGCACACCGAGAAAGGAAAAAUCACGCGAAAAACUCAGUCCAGUGGAGAUGCUGGAGAAGAUUGAUGGGGACUUUGCGAGACUGCUUCCCUUUAUCACAGCGGGACUCAGAAGUGUGGGGAGAGUUGGCGCAGAGCCGAUGUGGGAACAGCUUGCUGAGCGGUUGGAGUGGGAAGGCAAAAAUGACGGGCUUUGA